UACUUCCAGUCAGCCCACGCGCAAAGGGAGGAGUUGUUCCACUCCUCAGCAGUAAUGGUAACUUGGCUUCUCUGGUGGUGAGAGCAGUACUGUUUAGUGGCCAACAAGCGCAGCUUCUGAGGAGUUUCAGAAGACCAGAUUUACUUUUUUUUUUCUUUUUUCAUUCGCUGUGGCCAGCUUCAGUGGAAGUGGAUUUUUAUAGGUGACUGCUCCGCGGAAAGGUAAACCUGUUGCCUCUCCGCCUGUCUGCCUGCCUCGCCGACAGCUACGAUCCAAGAUGUUGCUUUGUGGAUGGGAUGGCGUCUGGUGCCGUUUGUAUGCCCACUCAUAACCUCGUCCGAGCACCAACAUUUCCCUCACAGCUGAUUUUGUAGCUCGUCUCGGCCGGGAACAUGCAUGUGUCUCUGGCAGAAGCCUUGGAGGUUCGAGGAGGUCCUCUCCAGGAAGAGGAGGUCUGGGCAGUGCUGAGUCAGAGUGCAGAGAGCCUCCAAGAACUUUUUCACAAAGACCCUUCAGCCAUGGGCUUCAUUAUAUCUCCCUGGUCCCUCCUGCUCAUGCCAUCUGGCAACAUCUCAUUCACAGAUGAGUAUGUCACCCAGCAGGACUUAAGAGCCUUCACAGCACCAGAGGUCCUGAAGGGGAACUCCUUGACUUCUGUUUCUGACAUAGAAAAGAUGCACAUGUACUCUCUGGGGAUGACCUUAUUCUGGGGGGCGGACUAUGAGAUCCCCCAUAGUCAGCCUAUGGAGCUGGGAGAACACAUAAACAGUUUACUCCUCAACAUGUGUGAUGACAUUACAUUGAGUCGAAUGUCACUGCGCACAGUCCUGGACAUCUCCAGCAAACACAUCCGAAACUCCAGCUGUGACCCUCCUUUCAGUUAUAUCAGAAGACUCGUCAGGACAGUGCUGGGCAGCCUUUCUCAGCUGGACGGUCUGCUGACUGACAGAGAAUCUCUUCCGGAGCGGAGCAAAGAGAUUCGGGAGAGGCUGAGGGGCAAAGGGUUGCCCUCAGGGAGGAGUGCUGCCCCUCGGGUUCUGGAGCGCUACAGAGCGAAGACUCAGGAACAAACCUCUCUAAACCGAGGCCUUAGUCGUUCCAUGGGCUCACUGCCAAUCCAGGAUCUUUUGAAGGGGGAUGACGGGGCAGCCUUACAGUAUUCCCUGUCUAAUUAUCACACCAAUUCUGACUCACCCAGUGAACUCUACCCAAAGCCCCCCUCGCUCCAUUCCCAGCGUUCUUAUCCCCAUCUGCACCCCUUUCACCCCCAGCAAAAAGGCCGGCCUGUGGAACUGGACCGUAGAUCUCUGCCUUUCUACAGUGGGGAACUGAAGCUAAGUCAGCCCAGGAAGACCUGGGCUUCCUCUGUGGACUUGGCUUGCAUUGACCCAGAGGCUCUUCGCUUUGGGGCUUUGGAGGAUGCAAGAAGAGGCAGUAGUGCCUUAAGUACACACUCCAGUGGCAGGCGCAAGUCACCUUUGCAAGCUUUAAGAGAAAGGGAUUCUCAAUACCUUGAGUUUGAUGGGCUGAACAGUCGGAAGCCUCAUCACCACUCAGCCUUGUCUGUAGGCUCGGGCAUCACCGGUGCCUAUGACAAGAUCAAGGAAAAACAGAGGAAACUUCAGGCGCUAAGACAAGCAGUGGAUGACCCAGUCCUUACCCACCACAGGUACCACAGUGAUUACAGUUCAUCCAGUGAAAGCCCCUCACUCGCCUCCUCUGAUCCAGAUUACAGGCUAGCUAAGAAACCUGGCGAAAUUGGCAGGUAUGGUUCCCAGCUGGCACUUCCAACUGAACAUGACGCGUUGUCGCUGGCAAGCCACAAUGCAAACAGACACAGGCAAAAUGAGGGAGCAGCUGAUGACACUCUGGUUGGAGCAGAGUUGCUGCUGCAGAGGCAGGAGGAUGAAGUGCAGCGGCUUCAGGCCCACAUGGCCCACAGGCUGUCCAGGGCCAACCUCUACCCCACAGAUGACCCCUUGGCCCUUCAAGAGUCUCUCUAUACCUCUUCUGUACCUCCCCGCAAACCCAAGAACUUUCACGGACCCGAGUUUGUGAAGAUGGCCAGCGAGCCCUGCGUGCCCUUAUCUGUUCCCUCGUCAAUAAUGAAACGUGGGAAGGUGGAAGAAGUGCAGAGGAAGGUGGGUGUGGUGCUGCUCAAUGGCCAAAAGCUGGAGCUGAGCUGUGACAUCAAGGCAGUGUGUAAAGACGUUUUUGACAUGGUGGUUGCCCACACUGGACUUGUGGAGCAUCAUCUCUUCGGCCUCGCAUACCUCAAAGAAAAUGAGUUUUUCUUCGUUGAUCUUGAUGCCAAAUUAUCCAAAGUGGCCCCAGAGGGAUGGAAGGAGGAGUCCAAGAAAAGGAGAUCUGACAUGCUUUUUAACCUUUUUUUCCGCAUCAAAUUCUUCCUUGAUGAUAUCAACUUAAUACAGCACGCUAUGACCAAACAUCAGUACUACCUACAGCUGAGGAAGGACAUCUUGGAGGAAAGAGUGCGCUGCGGCACAGAAGAUGCCAUGCUGCUGGCUUCUCUGGCAUUGCAGGCUGAAUUUGGUGACUAUCAACCUGAGCUCCAUGGGAAGACUUAUUUCAGAAUGGAGCACUAUCUCCCAAUGUCUGUCUUGGACAAAGUGGGCCAGGCCACCAUCAGGGAGGAUCUGCCAAAGCUUCACAGCAACUACUACAGUGCAACAGAAUCUGAGGCGGAGUUUGAGUUCCUUAAGAUGAGCCAGAAGCUGACAGAAUAUGGAGUCCACUUCCAUCGAGUACUUCCUGAGAAGAGGUCUCAGACAGGGAUCAUGCUGGGUGUUUACUCCAAGGGGGUGCUCAUUUUUGAAGUCCUUAAUGGAAAUCGUACCCCAGUGCUAAGGUUCCCCUGGAGGGAGACAAAGAAGAUUUCGUUUGCAAAAAAGAAGAUUUGCCUUCAGAACACAUCAGAUGGCAUUAAGCACCUGUUUCAGACAGACAGCAACAAGACAUGUCAGUAUUUGCUACAGCUGUGUUCGGAUCAGCAUAAGUUCCACCUGCAGAUGAAGGCUCGCCAAAACAACCAGGAGCUGCAAGACCUAGAAAACAGUAUGCAGUACUCCCUCGACUCUCGGAGUGGAGAUGCCGUAGGUAUGACGACGAGUUCGGGCAGCCUGGCCCCAAGUCUAUCGACACGCUCCAACCCAGACCAACUGAAGAGAAUCUCAUACUCAGAGGCAGCCCUCAAUAAGGCACUGUCUGGCUCAGUAUUAGUCCAAGAUGAGCUUCACUUUCCAGGGUUCAAUCCAGCGGCCUCCACGGUCCUUUCCAAUCCCCGAGCAAUGAGUCGUUCCCACCACAACCUCGGACAAAUGCCAGAGUCUCCGGAGGACAGACUGGCAGAGUCGUAUCGUGGUCAGUCGCACAGCGGACUUAGUCAGCCACAAGCCAACCAACUGGCCUCUCACUUCCAGCAACAUCAGCGAGCCAGCUCAGACACAGACUCCAUCCUACACCAACAGGACAAAUCAUUUGGCAUAGCACCUCUCAGCAGCGCAGCCUGGAGCACCAGCAUGUCCAAAAAAGAAUCUGACUCUUCUUCCAUAGAGGAUACCGGCCAAGCAUAUGUAGUAGGUGUUAGCAUGCACAAUUCCUCUGGACCACCUUCAACCCCAGCAUCUGUGAAUGAUUCUCUAAAGAAAAAGGUUAAUGCGUUACCAUCUCCAGAGAGAGAGAUCACAACUGUAAACUUGAAGAAAGAUGUGAAAUACGGACUAGGGUUUCAAGUUGUAGGAGGAGAGAACUCUGGCCGCGCAGACCUUGGCACCAUUAUUAGCUCCAUCACUCCCGGUGGUCCCGCUGAUAUCAAUGGCUGCCUCAAACCCGGUGACCGGCUGAUCUCUGUGAAUGAGAAAAGCCUAGAAGGACUUUCUCACACGACCGUGGUUGAUAUACUUCAGAAUUCUCCUGAUGACGUUACUCUCGUCGUAUCACAGCCCAAAGAGAGGCUCUACAAAGAAUCUCCUGGAGGAUAUUCACCCUACCAGCACAGGUCUUCAUUUAAGUCCCUUAACUCUGCCCAGAGACAAGAACUAGACGUUGAUACCUCCUCAGAAGAGCAUGCAGGAACAAGAAGCCCCAGUCCUCCACAACAAAGUGCUGGAAUACAGUCAUCUAACUCAUCACCAGCUCAGCAGCACACUGCCCUCAGUUCUCAAGACUCUAAGACGAGCAUUAUGGCUAAAACCAACCAAGCCCCUGCUAGUGGAGUUCAGCAGUACCUAGAAAGGAGUGCUGCCAAAACUACACCCACUGCCCAACAUCCAAAUGUAGGUCCUGAUCCUACACCACCAGCUCUACCUCCCAAAACUAGAAAAUCUAAAGUGCUGGAGGCUCCCAAAGUCUCUGAGCAUUCUGACCGGGGAGAUUCAGACAUGGACGAAGAGACUUAUUCAAGUAGUCAAGAGAAACAAAAGGUCAAAAAGGAAAACAUCAUGGAAAAUUUAAAUGGUAAUGCCUCAGGGGUCAAUAGUCUCCAUCCAGGAGAACUAUAUGACAUUGAGCUGUCCAAAAAAGACAGCAGCCUGGGCUUAAGUGUCACGGUACUGUUCGGCAAGGGAGGAGCUGGCACUGCUGUCCGACAUGGAGGCAUCUAUGUGAAAGGUCUUAUACCAAAAGGCGCUGCAGAACUUGAUGGAAGGAUACAGAAAGGUGAUCGUGUGGUGGCCGUCAAUGGAAAGAGCCUGGAGGGAGCCACUCAUCAACAAGCGGUAGAGGCUCUCAGAGACACCGGGCAGACAGUGCACUUGUUGCUGGAGAGGGGUCACGUACCUGCAAACAGCAUCCACGCUCCCCUCACACCUAAGAACACUCCACCAUCUGCCACCGGCUACGACAGAAAUCUGACCAAGAACAAGGAGCAGCCACUCGAAGCCAAAGAAAAACCAGAGUACAGCUUCAUCACACAAGAUAAUGUGUUUGAGGUGUGCCUGCUGAAAAACACAUCAGGCCUGGGUUUCAGUUUUAGCCGAGAGGAGAACAUCCCCAACGAACCCCCUGGCUCCAGCAUGGUGAGGGUUAAAAAACUGUUUCCUGGCCAGCCAGCUGCAGAAAGCGGUCGUAUCAAAGUGGGCGAUGUCAUCUUGCGUGUCAAUCAAACCCCACUCAAAGGACUCUCACAACAUGAGGUGAUAUCCGCCCUGAGAGGAACUGGUCAAGAGGUGACUUUGCUUCUCUGUAGACCUGAGCAUGGCAUUCUUCCUGAGAUGGACACUGCAGUUUUGACACCUAAGCCAUCGCCUAGAAAGGCGCCAGGGACGUUUGGAGAGCCCAGCUUGAACUUAGAAAGGCUCACGUCUGCUCCAGGGAGUAAGAAACAGGGCCCUGUGGAAGACGCCCUGGAGAGGCUGCUACACAGAACCCCUGGCCGACGCAACAGCUACAGCGACAGCACCGAUGGGGAUGAGGAGGUGGAAGAAGCUUUCAGCGCAGGCUCUGUGGAGAACAGCAGGCAGACCUGGGAGCGGGGUGUUUACCAGACCUCCAGUAGCAACCCGGGACUGGGACGCUACGACAGCAGUGGUCAUCUGGAUGACAACAUGCACUCAGCUUUUUAUUCCUCAAAUCUGUCAAUGACAAGAUCAGACCUCAGCAACCGGGGACUUUCAUCCCCGAUGGGAGCUGAUCUGGAGUCAUCCACUUUCCCGAAGGUGUCCUCCCUGUCUUCCCCAAGCCCAGAUCCCCUGCCUCCUCCACUACCUCUGCCCUUGAACCUCACUGCACCUGGCAAUGGACAGGAUGGAGAUGAAUUUGUCCCAGAAGUAGAGCUACAGGUCUCUUUGGUGAAGUCAGAAAAGGGCAGCCUUGGCUUCACCCUCACUGAAGGCAAUGAUCAUGGAUGUUACAUCCAUGACAUCAUCCAGGAUCCAGCCAAAGGAGAUGGAAGGCUCAGGCCCGGGGACCGAAUGAUCACGGUGAAUAACACUGAUGUGAGCGAUAUGGGCCACACUGAGGUGGUCAAUCUUGUGCGUGCUGCCCCUCGGGUGGUUGACUUGGUGGUAGGGAGGGUCCUGGAGGUUCCUAAACCCCCCAUAGAAGCUCAUCUGCUGCCUGACAUUUACUUUAAGAUGAACCAAGAACCACUGGGUUUGGUACUGGAUGGUGGUAGUGACAGUUUGUAUGGAGUCUUAUAUGUGAAAGAUAUUCUUCCGGGUUCAUUAGCCUCUAAAGAAGGAAGCUUAAUGCCACUUGACCUAAUCCAUUACAUCAAUGGGGCCCCUACCCAGGACCUGACUCUCAGUGAGAGCACUAAGCUGUUGGAGCACUCCCCCAGUGAACUCACACUAAAGGCCACAAGGGAUGGAAAGCCAGUUUCUAUGCAGAAAAGUCUUUCUUUUCUCAACAACAAUGUUAGCACAACGGUUUCAUCCACCAUGAAUGGGUUCCUUAAAGGGGAAGAAUUAAGAGAUACAGAAGGUCUCGCAGCACUUUGUCCUUUAGAGGAAGAGCUCAUAAAGGUAGAUCUGGAGAAGCCGCCGUCAGGAGGUCUGGGGUUUUCCGUAAUUGGAGGGGAGAGGGGGAUCUUUGUUAAAUCCAUCACACCAGGAGGAGUAGCAGAGUCCUCAGGCAAGCUGCAAGUAGGAGACAGGCUGCUUAAAGUGAAUGAAGAGCUAAUGACAGGUGUGUCCCAUACCAAAGCUGUCACCACCAUCCGUAAAACUAAAGGCCUGGUGCAUCUUAUUGUAUCCAGACCACCAGACCAGAACCCAAACACAUACCUGGCCUCUCUACCCAUCAACUCCGACAAGUGCAAUGGAAAUACUGGUCUGAGUGGCGACAGUAGCAUGAAGACUAAGCUGUGUCCUGUCAUACCACCUAUAGACUAUGAUGGUGAACUGGGAGAGAGGAGAGAGACCGAGCAGAGCACAGAGCUUUCGGAGGACACGGACGGCGAUGGCUCUUCUAUACCAGAAGAUUCUCCUGAGAACUCCCGAAAGGUGAGAUGGAAUGAGGAAAGUGUUGACGAUCCACACAAUGAAAACUACCUGCAGAUGAGUGCUGGGCAGCCAGACGAUGAUGAAAUCACGUGGGGAAGCGAUGAACUGCCAAUUGAAAACAUGAACUCAAAGUCAGAAGAUGACGGGCCAAUCAUCACAGAGGACGAGCUGACCUCUUUGCCCCUUGUCAGAGUGGUCCCUGAUGGCCAGUACACAGGACAAAAGCUCAACAGCGUGGUUCGCACGAUGAGGGGACUUUUGGAACAGAAAGUGCCUCUACAGGAGUUUGAAAAUCUUCAGAAUCUCCAGCCGCUGGAUGACUGUUUGAUCGGUCAGACGAAGGAGAACAAGAAGAAGAACCGCUAUAAGAAUAUUGUCCCCUUUGACACAACUCGUGUUGUCCUCGGCAAAGACGGAGGCUACAUCAACGCCAACUUCAUUAAUAUGUCGGUGAAGGACGAGAACUUCAUGUACAUUGCCUGUCAAGGACCCUUACCCACUACUCUAGGGGACUUCUGGCAGAUGGUGUGGGAGCAGAAGUCCAAUGUGAUUGCAAUGAUGACCCAGGAGGUUGAGGGGGGGAAAGUCAAAUGUCAGCGGUACUGGCCGGACACGCCGAGGACGGCAGAGAUGGUGGAUGACAGAUUACAGAUAACACUUAUCAAAGACCAGCACCUGGACAACUUCGUCAUCCGUCUCAUCGAGGUCAAAGAUGUCCAGACUAAUGAAAACCAGAUUGUUACUCAUCUAAACUACACUGGAUGGCCCGACCAUGGGACACCUUCACAACCUGAGCAGCUGCUCACAUUCAUAUCCUACAUGCGACACGUUCAUCAGUCGGGGCCUAUAAUCACACACUGCAGUGCAGGCAUUGGUCGUUCAGGGACCCUCAUCUGCAUUGAUGUGGUUCUGGGUCUCAUCAGUAAAGAUGCAGAUUUUGAUAUUUCAGACGUUGUCAGGAACAUGAGGCUUCAGAGACAAGGAAUGGUCCAAACAGAGGAGCAGUAUAUUUUCUGCUAUCAAGUGAUCCUCUAUGUCCUCCGAUGCCUUCAAGCAGAAGAAAACAUCUCAGGAUAGUAGAAACCCUGAAUCGCUGUCAUGUGGAGGCUGGGUGACUCUUUGAUGAAAGCAAAACAAAAAUGAGAGUUGCCAAAUUACACUACAAGUUUUGUUUUUCUUUUCUUUUGUUUUUUUUAUUGCCUUAAUCUAUUUGAUUGCUCAAGAGUAAAUCCUUUAGAAGAAGUAUAUUUUUUACCUGUCCGCCCUCCCCUCCCCCCGUCUGGCUGCUAUUCCCUUUUAAUGCAUCUAUAAGAACUGCUGAUUGUCAUUGUAAUUAUCACGCACGAGAGUACAUUGAUGGGGGCGGGGGGGUGUUCAGAUUUUUGGAUACCCUAAAAUAAUUAUAAUAUUAUCAGCGAUUUUCUAUUUUAUGUGGAACAAUAUUAUGUAUUUUGAAGCCUAUUUUGAUGCUGGAACAUGCCUUGACAGAAUACUAUGUCAGUAUUUGCUCUGUAAAUCUAUUAUACAGUAAACUGCUCACUGCCUGAGGCAAAUGAUGAAAUUAAAAGUGUACAUAUUCAUCUCCUGAAAAAUUAAACUGGAUACAUUUUAAAUAACAUGUAGAGGAAUGUUUCAUUUUUGGGGAAAAAAAAGAAUGAAAUAUUUUACUUUUACUUUUUUUUGUCUCUUUUUUUUUUUUAAGUACAUAAAUCAUUUUAGCAUACUUUUGAGAAUAUUUGUCAGCCUAAAUGUGUGCAUUUUGUUCUGUCUAUAAGAAGAUUGCCAUCACAUACUAAACAUCACCCGUAGAAGCAUUAACCUAACGUGGCUUUUCCUUAUUUGCUUACUAAUAAACACCACUGGAGGGAGAGAGAUUACAGCUUGUAUAACUGUGGGUUACUAGAACGACUACAUCUGCGCUCCACACAGUUCCUGCACAAUUACGGAAUAAGAAGGAUCUUGAUGUUGAAUCUCUAUGGAGGCUAUUGACUUUUCAAGAGAUAAUUAAAGCUGUAGUUUGAGAUUAUAUUUUAUCAGAGAGCAGACCUCUUUAAACUGUGAUUCCAAAAUCAACCGUAUAAGUAAGUCAACAGUUCAGUGGUCUUCAACAGAGAUUACACAUUAGAGCCGUUACAUUGUGUUCACUGUCUGAUGACUCCUUUGCAAUGUUUGUCUUACAGGUUCUCAUGUAAUCCAUGCCCAUCUAUAUGUAGCGAUUCAUCUUAAAUGCCCUGAUUUAAUCUACUUGCCUACAUCUGCUACAUCCCGUUCAAGCAGGAGGUAUUGGAGCAGAGAUGGCUUGUCUUUUACCAGUUUUUAACCACCGUGUGGUGCCAAAAUUCAGUGUUUUAUAAUUGUAAAACAAUUCUGGAAAUAUUGCUAUGUGUUCAAACAUAUUCAUGAUUGUUUUAAACGGCUGUUUAGUUACCCAGAUAUGCAAAAUAAAGCUUAUAUUGCCCAAUA
Molecule: messenger RNA, 9425 nt
Organism: Oreochromis niloticus (Nile tilapia)
Lineage: Eukaryota; Metazoa; Chordata; Actinopteri; Cichliformes; Cichlidae
Gene: ptpn13
Product: protein tyrosine phosphatase non-receptor type 13
Exons: 49
Coding region: 393-8039 (2548 amino acids)
Biological process (GO): peptidyl-tyrosine dephosphorylation
Cellular component (GO): nucleus; cytoplasm; cytoskeleton
Molecular function (GO): protein tyrosine phosphatase activity; phosphatidylinositol 3-kinase regulatory subunit binding
Source: RefSeq, a predicted model, not a curated record